Exaiptasia diaphana is the source of this 1388-nucleotide messenger RNA. RefSeq names its product dipeptidyl peptidase 2. Gene Ontology annotation, molecular function: serine-type exopeptidase activity; dipeptidyl-peptidase activity. The record is from RefSeq and is a predicted model, not a curated record. NCBI's taxonomy places the organism in Eukaryota, Metazoa, Cnidaria, Anthozoa, Actiniaria, Aiptasiidae. Gene Ontology annotation, biological process: proteolysis.
GAAGUUUUCUUGUCAAUGAGCUCAUGUGACAUUCACAAAGUAGUCAGGAGCAGAUAGCUUUGUGAGCUGUAAAAAGUAGUUCUUUUUACUUCUAAAGCAUGCAACUAUUCCUCUGUAUUCUUGUGAUUGCCUCUGUUGCGCUAGCAGAGAGAGAAGAGCCGUAUCAAGUUGGUCACUUCGAGCAAGUACUCGACCAUUUCAACUUCGRACAAAGCAAGACUUUCGAGCAACGUUAUUUGUACAGUGUGAAGUACUGGGAUGGCAAAGGUCCAGUUUUCUUCUAUAGUGGUAAUGAAGGUGACAUCACAGCCUUCUGGGCAAAUUCGGGAUUUGUGUUUGAGGCAGCCAUGGAAUUCAAAGCUYUGAUAAUUUUUGGAGAGCAUAGAUAUUAUGGCACAACACUGCCAUUUGGUAACGAUUCAUUCAAGCCUGAGAAUAUYGGAUACCUUGCAAUAGAACAAGCUCUUGCUGACUUUGCAGUGUUGAUAACCUAUCUGAAGAAGGCAUUUAAUGCUACUGAAAGCCCUGUUGUUUCAUUUGGAGGAAGUUAUGGCGGUAUGCUGAGUGCAUAUUUAAGGUUUAAAUACCCAAAUGUUGUUGAUGCAGCUCUUGCAGCCAGUGCACCCAUUUACAUGCUGGCUGACACAAARUCAAGGGAUUUCUUCUUCAAAGCUGUUACAGAUGACUUUACAGGUGCCAAUCCAAAUUGCCCUUUUGCUGUGCGACAAGGUUUUAUUGAACUGGAGGCCCUGAAAGCAUUGGGUGCCAAAGGACUGGCAAAAAUCUCUGAAGCAUUUAAACUUUGCAAACCUUUGACCUCUGUUGAUCAGAUAAACCAUCUGAUUGGCUGGAUUCGUAACUCAUUCACGACAUUAGCCAUGUGUGACUAUCCCUACCCAGCAGAUUUAAUUGCCCCAUUACCCGCCAACCCAGUGAACUACGCAUGCAAAGUGUUGUUAACAACGUCCGACAAGCUUAGCGGUCUGGCUGCCGCAGCAGGUCUUGCUUACAACGGUACUUCAGGAAAGUUGACGUGUUUUGAUCAUAUAUCCUCAGCGUCAAAUAUCAUCUUCUCAAAUGGAAAUCUUGAUCCGUGGAGACCAGGAGGGGUUCUCAAAUCAGUUUCACCGACUUUGGUAGCGAUUUUAGUUGAAGGCGGAGCGCACCAUCUUGACUUAAGGGCUUCUAACCCUGAGGACCCUCCUUCUGUCACUGCAGCGCGAAAGCAAGAACUAGAGCUCAUUCGAAAGUGGAUAUCCUAGCCUCCAUUAUUAAUCGAGUUAGAUAUAAUCAGAUACAAUAUUUUCAUGGAAAAGUAAACUUUCCAAAAUGAGUGUACUUUUUGACAUCAUGUGUAAAGACUGAACUUAUUAAAUGUUAUUAAGAUA